Sinocyclocheilus anshuiensis is the source of this 2968-nucleotide messenger RNA. Its product is annotated as interphotoreceptor matrix proteoglycan 2. The coding region runs from base 172 to 2802 and encodes 876 amino acids. NCBI's taxonomy places the organism in Eukaryota, Metazoa, Chordata, Actinopteri, Cypriniformes, Cyprinidae. The transcript is spliced from 17 exons. The record is from RefSeq and is a predicted model, not a curated record. Gene Ontology annotation, biological process: visual perception. Gene Ontology annotation, molecular function: heparin binding; hyaluronic acid binding.
ACACCUACAUACUCAGCAUGCAGACCUGAGGAGUCUUCCCAAGAGCAAGACCAUGUGCCACCAGGUGAUGAGCUUCCAGCAGAGACCACUGCGGUGGUGACCACGGCGCUUCCACAUGAGGUUGUCUCAGAGAGCACGAAGGAAGUUACUGCAGAAGCACCAUCUGCUGUCAUGACAAUGGAGAUGGAUACUGAGAUCACUAAUGAGAUUGAGCAGGAAGCAGCUGCUUCGCCUUCACAUCCUCUGGUUGAGCAGAGGGUGGAGCUGGCUAUGUUAUUGACUGUAGAACCAUGGAGUGAAGAGCUGUUCAACUCCACCAGCAGUGAGCAUGGCAGACUCACUCACAAGAUCACAGAGAAGAUUUCAGCUGCUUUGAAGAAACUGACAGAAUUCAAGAGUGUAUCGGUAUGGAACAUCAGGCCACAGAUGGAUCCCUCAAGUGGUGAUAAGGCAGUAUUGGUGGAAUAUGCUGUGUCCCUCCAGACCAGCAGUGAAGAGAUCAGCAGUGAGACACUGGACUUCAUUAAUCUUCAAUCCAACAUGGUAGAGGGCACCUUUAGUUACUCAGAAGGGCCCACUGUUCAGUACACCAUUAUUGACAUCCACCCCGACAUCACUGAGGCUCUGCAUGUGGAAACCUUUCCAGAGGAAAGCCAUCCUGCAGAAGAAUCUCUAGACCCUGACCACAAGGAUGAUAUCUUAGCAGUAGAAAAAACAUCUGAGCUGCCUGGAGAGGUGAUGGAGGUCUUUACUAUUGGUGACCUUUUGGAUUCUACAAUGUCAGAAGAAGAAGACCUUCAAGACAAGGACUUGGUGUCACAGUUUCUUCCCAACCUGACUCCUGCUGUGGAUAGUGAAGCUGUAGGUCCCAUUUUUGAUGCCAAGCAAGACAGUGGCUUGACAAUUUAUGAUUUUAAUCCCGCCUCUGGAUCUGGUGCAGAAGACGAUUGGGUAACUGUACUUACUAGGGCUCAAGAGCCAGUUGGAGAGACAGAAGGUGAGGAAGAGGUUUUGAUUGAUGUAGACACGCCACAGAUUGAGGACUGUGAAUUCUCCACAAUUACAACAGUGGUUGAAGAGGACCAGAUCUUGCCUGAGGAAAGUCCUGAACUGAUUACUGUUAAAGCUGGAGAAGAUGGAAAUCUACGGGUUGGUAGCGAAGUGCCCACAAUGCCGCCAGUCAAAGUGGCUGAGGCAGAAUCUACCCUAAAACCCGAGGUUUUACCAGGUACCUCAUCACAUACCCUAAAACCCGACAUUAUACUACCUGCAGAAGAAGAGAGGACAGAGGAAGACAACGAGGAAGAAACUGUGUUAACAGAAAUGCGAAAGGUUGAGGAAACUGAAGUUGCUGUGAUCAUAAAGGAAGAAUCAGAGGAGGUUGAAGAAGAGGAACAGGAAGAAUCUAUUGACAGUACCACAGUGGCACAGGAGGAUGAUUUUGUACUAAUGGAUGUUUCAGCAAUACAGUUUUCAGAGGAAGUUCUAACAGAGUAUGAGAUCCUAUUGGUCACCAUUGAACCAGCAAGCCCAGUCUACCCAACUCCUCUUUCAACUGAGAAAGAAUCACCCUUCUCCCUCAUCACCACUAUUACCCCAGCGGAGGUGGAGUUGGUGCAUACCUUAAAUUCAAAAGUUAUGACUACAUCUCUAGAUGUGAUUCAUUACAAAGAGGAAGAGGGUAGUGGCAUCUCUGGUGUCAUCCAGGGUGAUGAAGUUUCCAGCAUAGCCUUGCCAACAAACCCUGGGCGGUCUUUGAUAGUGUUUUUCAGUCUUCGUGUAACUAACAUGAUAUUCUCUGAGGAUCUGUUUAAUAAGAGCUCUGCAGAGUACAAAGCCUUGGAGCAACGGUUCCUUGAACUGCUGGUGCCAUAUCUGCAGUCAAACCUCAGUCACUUCGAGAACCUGGAGAUCUUGAACUUCAGGAAUGGAAGUAUUGUGGUGAACAGCCGUAUGAAGUUUUGGAAGCCUGUUCCUCGUGGAGUCAAUACUGCUGUUUUCCUCAUUCUAGAGGAUUUCUGCAACACAGCUUACCAGACCAUGAACCUCGCCAUUGACAAAUAUUCGUUGGAUGUCGAAUCAGGGGAACAGGCAGAUCCGUGCAAGUUUCAAGCAUGUAAUGAGUUUGCUGAAUGUACAGUAAACCAAUGGUCAGGUGAAGCUGAAUGUGUGUGUAAUGCUGGUUACUUCAGCAUGGACGGACUACCCUGCCAAAGCAUCUGUGACCUUCAACAUGACUUCUGCUUGAAUGAUGGGAAAUGUGAUGUCAUUCCCGGCCAAGGAGCCAUCUGCAGAUGCCGUGUUGGGGAAAACUGGUGGUACAGAGGAGAACAUUGUGAAGAAUAUGUUUCUGAGCCACUCGUAGUUGGCAUUGCCAUAGCAUCUGUUGCCGGGUUCCUUCUGGUGGCGUCAGGAGUAAUUUUCUUCCUAGCAAGAACUCUGAGAGACCAAUAUGACAAGGAUGAGACGGAGGACCCAGUACGGAGAGAGGACAGUCCACCAUUUCUAGACAUGGCCACUAAGUAUAACCCCAUGUUUGAGAGCGAUUUAACUACAGGCUACAGCCAUUACUACCAGCGGUACCCCGAGCCCCCAGUCCACAGCAGCGCCAGUGCUGAGGCAUCCACAGAGUUCAGCAGUGAAGAGAUACGGCAUAUUUAUGAAACCAGUGAACUCACUAAGGAGGAUAUUCAAGAUCGCAUCCGCAUCCUUGAACUCUACACAAGAGAUCGCCAGUUUGCAGAUUUUUUGAAGCAGCAUCAAAUAGCAAUGGAUAAUCAAAGAGAAAGUUCCUCCAAAUAGUCAGUAGCAGUCCAAUGUCCAAUAGCCUGCUGAGUGCAAAACAAUGAAGAAACUUGGGUUGUCUUUCAGGAAAUGGCAUCUUAGUGAUUCCAGAGCAAUUUCUCUUCAGCCUCUCUGAGACUUUGCCAUCGCAAAUUAAAAUGGCUACCUUCUUAAAACUAAUAAC